This is a messenger RNA of Rhizophagus irregularis DAOM 181602=DAOM 197198, 945 nucleotides long. Lineage: Eukaryota; Fungi; Glomeromycota; Glomeromycetes; Glomerales; Glomeraceae. The record is from RefSeq and is a predicted model, not a curated record.
CUAAUCAUAACGAAUUCAAGUUAUGCAUUUCCUAAACCUAUGGGUAGAAAAUCAAAAAUGGUAUCUAUGAGUAAAUUUGUUGAUAUUCCUCCAGAAGAAAGAAUGAGUAAUACAACAGGAACUUUUGCUGACGAUAAUAAUUUCAGUGCUAUUGGACUCUUAAGAUUUGUAAAACCAGAUGGAUCAACUGAUUAUUGUACCGCCACUGUAAUUAGAACUAAUAACGGAAAUAUAGCAAUUACCGCUGCACAUUGUAUUUGGGAUAUUAUCGAUGAGAAUUGGAAUACUGAUUUCUAUUUCUUUCCUGGGUACAACAAUGGAAAUCCAGGUAGUCUUGGAGCAGUUAGGGCUCAUACAUUUAGUAUAUGGUCAGAUUUUACGAAGGAUGAAACACUGUAUGACUAUGGCUUUAUAAAGUUUUAUUAUCAAGAUGGAAGAAAAUUACAAGAUGAUACUGGAGCAUUCGAUUGUGACUUUAAUGUACCUCCUGGAGAAUAUCAAACAACUGUAUUUGGUUAUCCAUAUAAUUCUGGUGAAAUGGACUGCCCCAGAGAUGGACAACACCUUUGUGAGUGGCAAGGAAAUUCAUUUGAGUUUCCAAAUAAUCUUCCAAAUUACCAGUGGCAUAGGGGUAUAUCUAUAGAUGUUGGUUCUGGCUCAAGUGGGGGUCCUUGGAUAAGAAAUUAUGAUCCAAAUACUAAUGGAGGCAAUAUAGCGGGUAUCUCGCAUGGUUGGUUACCUGCACCUUAUCCUAAAGAAGGUACCACCUCUUGGGCAUGGCUAAAUGAUGAUUUUUCACUUCUAUUGCAGGAUGCUGAAAAUUAUAAUCCCCCUAUGAACAAUUUUUAGAAAAAUUGGUCAGUUUUUUGGUAAAAGUUUAAUGUUACUAGAGAUAGAUCCCAUCAAUGUUAAAUGAAAUUAGUCAAAAUUUUUCAUAAUCUAAAU